CAGUGACAGCAUAUGAAGAGACUAAAGAAAGGAAGAGUCCAUCGUGCGCGGUCGCAAGUCAUAUGACAGCACUAAGCAUUUCCUCUACACMUGUGCGAACGCCACAACACUGGUCGUUUUCUGUCGAAGUUGAGUGGUAAUAUCAAUUUCAGGAUGCUGGCAUUCAUAAACCAGCUUUUGGACUGGUUCAAGUCCCUCUUUUGGAAAGAGGAGAUGGAGUUGACUCUGGUUGGACUUCAACACUCUGGGAAAACCACAUUUGUUAACGUUAUAGCUUCUGGGCAUUUUAGUGAAGACAUGAUCCCUACAGUAGGAUUCAACAUGAGGAAGGUCACAAAAGGCAACGUUAACAUCAAGAUCUGGGAUAUAGGAGGGCAGCCGAGGUUCAGGAGCAUGUGGGAACGUUACUGUCGGGGAGUUAACGCAAUUGUAUACAUGGUGGAUGCAGCUGACCGUGAGAAGGUGGAGGCUUCCAGGAAUGAGCUGCACAAUUUGUUAGACAAGCCUCAGUUGCAAGGAAUUCCUAUUUUGGUUCUUGGCAACAAAGGAGAUAUCCCCAGUGCUCUAGACGAGAAGCAGCUCAUUGAAAACAUGAAUUUGGCAGCUAUUCAAGACAGAGAGAUUUGCUGCUACUCUAUUUCCUGCAAAGCGAGAGACAACAUAGAUAUCACACUGCAGUGGCUCAUCCAACACUCCAAAUCUGGGAGAAGCUGAAAGUACAGGAACUCUGUUCUCCCAGAUCUAUCUUCAAUGUUACCCUCAUGCCACACCCUGUUCACUCUCUGUUCACACAUGUACAGUGUUCCCUCCAACUCCGAUGCUGCACUGUGCACCCUGCCCGUUACUCCCUGUUGUUCUAAUUUUAUCCAAUGAUUCUCCCCCACAAAACCCCAUACUACUGCACUACUAAAAGAUGGUAGCCCCUGGUCAAUACCAAAUACCACA
Messenger RNA from Salvelinus sp. IW2-2015, 945 nucleotides. Its product is annotated as ADP-ribosylation factor-like protein 8B-A. Gene Ontology annotation, biological process: protein transport; anterograde axonal transport. NCBI's taxonomy places the organism in Eukaryota, Metazoa, Chordata, Actinopteri, Salmoniformes, Salmonidae. Gene Ontology annotation, cellular component: lysosomal membrane. The record is from RefSeq and is a predicted model, not a curated record. Gene Ontology annotation, molecular function: GTPase activity; GTP binding.